AUGUCUAGCGAGGUCGAGCAGUUGUCGCUAGUCGAUCAACAGGCCCCGGAGUGCGCCAAUGUCGAAGAGGACGAUCGGGUGCGGCACAGCGAGUGCGUCAACAUGAAGGAGGUCGCUCUGCACGAGUUGCUGCGGCAGUUGGGCUGCGCGGGCGAUAGCAAUGGUCGAGUUGCUCACAACCCCAGCGGCACUUUCACAUCCUCGUCCGCAUCUUGCUUGCCGCCUGAAAUUCUGGAUGCGCUGCUGCACUACCUGGUGGGACAACAGGAAGACAUUCAGCAACUCACUGCACGGGCACAACUUCUAGACGAGCAGCACGCGCGCGACGCGGAAAAGAUGGAGCUCCUCAAUGAGCGAACAGAAAGGCUGAAGAAGACAGUGGCCACCAUGUCUGCCAAGAGCUCGGCUGAUGUGAAGGAGUUCCGGGAGUACUUGGAGCAGAACGCGUGCGCCAAUAAGCAGCGCCAACGCGAGCUGGUGGACUUGUCCCGCAAGCGCGAGAAGCUAGAGUUGGAGGUGAAGCGGGCCCGAAUGGAGGUAGAUCGACUCCGCAAGAUAUCGAAGCGGGUUCGGUAA
Leishmania braziliensis MHOM/BR/75/M2904 is the source of this 576-nucleotide messenger RNA. RefSeq lists its product as hypothetical. The transcript has a single exon. Lineage: Eukaryota; Euglenozoa; Kinetoplastea; Trypanosomatida; Trypanosomatidae. The coding region runs from base 1 to 576 and encodes 191 amino acids. The record is from RefSeq and is a predicted model, not a curated record.